AAUCAGUAAUCAGUUGUUGAUCGGCAAAAUACGGAAAACAAAUCACGGAAAUCGUAAAACUCUCAGAAUGCACUUAGUCGGUGGAUCAUUUUUCAUCGGAUGGAUAUGUCUCCUGGUGGGUCUGAGUCUGGCUCCGGAUCUGGUUCAGGCUUCCGUUGGUCUGCCUUCUCCUUUGGAACGGUGCAAGUGGCAGGAUGAAGCCUGUAUGGUGGCCCAGGCCAACGUCUUCUUCAAGGCAUUCAAGAAUGGAAUCCCGGAGAGACAGGUGCCGAGUAUGGAUCCCAUGGAGUUGGGUACGAUGAGGAUCGAAAGUGGAGGACACUCGGACUCGCUGCAAUUCAAGCUGACCUUGUCGGACUCCAAGCUGUACAACCUGCCCCAGUCGGUGAAGCUUAAGGGCAUCAAGGGAUUCAGCCAGGACCUGACCAAGCCCCUGAGGAUCACCCUGCUGAUGCAGGCCACCGAUCUGGAGGUGCAUGCCAAGUACGAUGUGGACGGCAAGCUGCUCAUCCUGCCGAUAGUCAGCCAGGGAACUGCGGUCAUCAAGCUCUCGGAUGUCCAAUCCAAGUCGAGGAUAUUAGUUGAGCCUGUGAAGCGGUCGGAUGGUCAUACCUACUUGAAUAUUACGGAUUUCAGACUCACUACCAAGCUGAGGAAUGGCAGCUUCAACAUGAGCAACCUCUUCAACGACAACGUGGAGCUCCGCGAUAGCACUCUGAAGGUCCUCAACCAGGAAUGGGAUGCUCUCGCCGCCGAUGUCCAGCCGGCUUUCAACGUAGCCUGCGGCAGAGCCUUCAAAAAUAUCCUGCAACGUCUGUGGAACGAUAUUCCCUACGAGGAGUUCUUCAAAGAUGAGUAGUCUUCCUCAUCAAAUUGUACAAGUUUACAAAUAAAUCAUUGCAACUAUUAAA
Drosophila ananassae is the source of this 911-nucleotide messenger RNA. Its product is annotated as circadian clock-controlled protein daywake. NCBI's taxonomy places the organism in Eukaryota, Metazoa, Arthropoda, Insecta, Diptera, Drosophilidae. Bases 68 to 859 code for a protein of 263 amino acids. The record is from RefSeq and is a predicted model, not a curated record. The transcript is spliced from 3 exons.